UUUCUCAGGUGCUAUAUGACGUCAUAAGUGAGUGUAACCGUGUCACAGCCGGACAGUGUGGAUGUGUUUUAGAAGUUCCGGAGCAUUUAUGAUGAAAAUAACUGCUCCUUUAAGAUAAAACAAACAGAGACGCUGCUGGCUGGAAGAAACAGGACGGCCGUGUCCGUGCCAAGGAGAAGGCGUAGACUUCCUCCAAACAUUUCCUCCGCCAUCUCCGCUUUCGAGACUCAAAGUUUUGUGGAAUCUCUGUAACAAGAGGAGUAUCUGGGUUUUCCUCCUCCACCACCACCUGGUUGUUUCUUUCUUUUAAGAAGGAUUCCUGCUUUCCCUUAAACAACUCAACUUUUCUGCAGACAUGGACUGGGGAACAGAUCUGUGGGACCAGUAUGAUCACAUUGACAAGCACACGCAGUCAGGCCUCGACCUGGUGGAGCGUUACAUAAAGUUUGUGAAGGAGCGGACGGAGAUAGAGCAGAGCUACGCCAAACAACUCAGGAGUCUAUCAAAGAAAUAUGCCAAACGAGGGAGCAAAGAAGAGCAAGACUGCAAAUUCAGCAACCACGCAUCAUUCCAGGAGAUCCUGAAUGAGCUGAACGAUUACGCCGGCCAGCGGGAGCUCAUUGCUGAAAACAUGAUGACCGGCAUCUGUGUGGAACUCACCAAGUACCUUCAGGAUCUCAAACAGGAACGCAAAACACACCUGUCUGAUGCCAAGAAAGCCCAGCAGAAUUUAGAGAGCAGUUUUAAACAACUAGAAAGUACUAAGAAGCGCUUUGCCAAGGAGUGGGCGGAGGCUGAAAAAGCCACACAACAAGCAGAAAAAACAGAGAACGACCUCAAUGCCACCAAGCUCGAUGUCGAGAAAGCCAAGCAUCAUGCCCUUUCCCGUACACACACAGCGGAGGAGUGCAGGAGCGACUAUGCUGCACAGCUCCAGAAAUACAACAAGGAACAGAACUUCUUCUACUACACAGAGAUACCGCAGAUCUUCAAUAAAAUGCAGGACAUGGAUGAGCGGAGGAUUCGGCGACUGGCCGAAGGCUACUGUCAGUUUUCAGACAUCGAGAAGAAGGUGCUGCCCAUCAUCUCCAAAUGUUUAGAGGGAAUCUCUUCAGCAGGGGUGAAAAUCAAUGAGAAACAGGACUCGAUACUGUUCAUAGAGCAGCACAAGUCUGGUUUUGAGCGACCUACAGAUGUGGAGUUUGAAGACUACAGCCAAGGAAUCAAACCAGCAACCUCUGACUCCAGCCUCAACCCCCCAAAAGUGCGCGCCAAGCUCUGGCCUUUCAGCAAGAAGCACAAGAUAUCGCAUGCUGAAAAGCAAAUGCUGCCUCCUGCAGAAGAUUUCUCUCACCUUCCUCCGGAGCAGAGGAAGAAGAGACUGCAGGGGAAGAUUGACGACAUCACCAAAGAGCUGCAGAAGGCACAGGACCAAAGUGAAGCACUGGAGAAGAUGAAGGGUGUGUAUGAGCAGAAUCCGCAGAUGGGUGACCCCAACAGUCUGGAGCCUCAGAUCACAGAAACUGCCCAGAACAUUGGUCGCCUGAGGGGGGAGCUCACCAAAUAUGAGACGUGGCUGUCAGAAGCGGUGGGAGGAGAAGAAUCUUCCAACGCCAUCAACAAUAAUACUCAACAUGGUGUUGUAGCAGCCGACCAGUCUCAGAACAUCUACACAGAGUUUGAAGACGAGUUUGACGACGUAGAAACUCCUGUUGGCCAGUGCACGGCUCUGUACACCUUUGAAGGCAACAGUGAGGGCACCAUUUCCAUUUCAGAGGGAGAGCUGCUGAGUGUAAUGGAGGAGGAUAAGGGAGAUGGAUGGAUGAGAGUCCUUAGAGCCAGUGGAGAAGAGGGCUAUAUACCUUCAUCCUAUGUCAAACUUGCCCCGUAACACUCACUCACACACACACACACAC
Messenger RNA from Epinephelus moara (kelp grouper), 1916 nucleotides. It is a transcript of the gene trip10b, whose product is annotated as thyroid hormone receptor interactor 10b. NCBI's taxonomy places the organism in Eukaryota, Metazoa, Chordata, Actinopteri, Perciformes, Serranidae. The record is from RefSeq and is a predicted model, not a curated record. Bases 356 to 1891 code for a protein of 511 amino acids. Gene Ontology annotation, molecular function: protein binding. The transcript is spliced from 16 exons. Gene Ontology annotation, biological process: signal transduction.